Molecule: messenger RNA, 6672 nt
Organism: Anas platyrhynchos (mallard)
Lineage: Eukaryota; Metazoa; Chordata; Aves; Anseriformes; Anatidae
Gene: FLRT3
Product: fibronectin leucine rich transmembrane protein 3
Molecular function (GO): protein binding
Source: RefSeq, a predicted model, not a curated record
AUCGCGGCGCCCGCACCGCCGCCGGCCCCGCAGCUCGGCCCCUGCCCACCCACCCCCCCCCCAACCCCCUCCUCCGGCUCCUCCUGCCCCGACAGCUUAAAAAAGCAAAACGAGCACCGAAAGCCGCGUUAGGGAUCGCCGCGCCCCGCAGGAAAGUAAGAGUUCAAGGAAAGCUUUCAAGGGGAGUUCUCUGGGAAGGAAGACUGUUGUGUCUUUCCAUGAAGAAAACCACCCGACCUGCAUGACGUGCUGAGGGCAGAGCCACCUGCCAUCAGCGCGCGGCGCAGGAGGAGUUCUUUCCUGCAUUACAAAUUCGGAACAAGUGUAUAAAAAGUGAGAGUUGGAAAAUGGUCCUCUCCAAAAGGCGUGGAUGUACCAGGAUGUAGCCACUGUACAAAAUUUACCCUUGGAUAAUUCUGGACAGAGAUAAAAGCCCGCUGCUGACCUCCUGAAGAGGCGACCACCAUUCCAGCCUGAGCAUAAUGAAUAGUUUCCAUCACGCGGCGCUCAAGUCACCGCCGACAACUGCACCACACACAAGAGUUGGUACGAGUUACAAAGAAAGUAAUUCCUGUUAAAAGGCGUUAAACCAAACAAAAGAGGCUGUCCUUCUUUCACAGACUUUACAUGAGGACAAAAAUAGAAGGAAGUUGAAGCUUUUCUCCUCCCUGGCCUGGUGUGCUUAUGUACCAUGAUAAAUCUUUGUUGGAUUGCUCCCGGAGCGUAGUGCCAGGAGGCUCGCACCGCCGGAAGGAUCGCUCAAGUAAACGCAGCCAAGGGAGAAGCAGCUCCAUGGAGUAAAGUGUAAGAGCAGCUCGUGAGACAGAAAUUGCGUUUGCUGGACAUCCUCAAGCACAAAAUUUACUCUUACCUUUAAAUACGAUGUCUUCUGUAAUGUUGAAGUUGAAUUUUCAUUGGAGUUUCUUCGCUGAUGAUCUGGAUAAUUUUGUUUGUUUGGUUUUUUUAGAUUGUUGAAGAUCAGAACUGUAUACAAAUCUCAUCAUUCCUGACCAUGAUUAGUGUAACCUGGAGCAUCUUCCUAAUUUGGACUAAAAUAGGGCUGUUACUUGACAUGGCACCUUAUUCUGUUAGUGCCAAACCAUGCCCUUCAGUAUGUCGCUGUGAUGUGGGUUUCAUAUAUUGUAAUGAUCGCGAUUUGACAUCUAUUCCUACAGGAAUCCCAGAGGAUGCUACUACCCUCUUCCUUCAGAACAAUCAAAUUAAUAAUGCUGGGAUUCCUUCAGAACUGAAGAACUUGCUUAGGGUGGAAAGAAUAUAUUUAUACCACAACAGCCUAGAUGAAUUCCCCACUAACCUCCCUAAGUACGUUAAAGAACUGCAUUUGCAGGAGAAUAACAUAAGGACCAUUACUUAUGAUUCACUUUCACAAAUUCCCUAUCUGGAAGAACUGCAUUUGGAUGAUAAUUCGGUUUCCGCUGUUAGCAUUGAGGACGGAGCUUUCCGGGACAACAUCUAUCUCAGACUUCUUUUUCUCUCUCGAAAUCACCUUAGCACCAUUCCCUGGGGUUUGCCUAAAACGAUAGAAGAGCUACGCUUGGAUGAUAAUCGUAUUUCCACGAUUUCAGAGCUGUCCCUCCAAGACCUUACAAAUCUAAAACGCCUUGUUUUAGACGGAAAUCUUCUAAAUAACCACGGAUUAGGAGACAAGGUCUUCAUGAAUCUAGUCAAUCUUACAGAACUGUCAUUGGUCCGCAAUUCACUCACAGCCGCACCAGUAAAUUUGCCAGGAACAAACCUAAGAAAACUUUAUCUUCAAGAAAACCAUAUAAAUCGUGUGCCACCCAACGCUUUCUCUUACUUACGGCAGUUGUACCGGCUAGAUAUGUCCAACAACAAUCUCAGCAAUUUACCUCAGGGUGUCUUUGAUGACCUGGACAACAUAACUCAACUCUUCCUUCGUAACAACCCUUGGCACUGCGGGUGCAAAAUGAAAUGGGUCCGUGACUGGCUGCAGUCCUUACCCUUGAAAGUGAACGUGCGUGGGCUGAUGUGCCAGGCACCGGAAAAAGUCCGUGGGAUGGCUAUCAAAGACCUCAACGCGGAACUGUUUGACUGUAAGGAUGAUAUAAGCACCAUCCAAAUCACCACUGCGGUGCCAAACACCUUGUACCCGGCCCAGGGACACUGGCCGGUUUCUGUGACCAGACAGCCUGAGAUGAAGGCUCCCAACCUGACUAAGAACUACAGAACCACAGCCAGCCCGGUGCGCAAAGUCAUUACGAUAUUCGUGAAAUCCGUGAGCACGGAGACCAUUCACAUCUCCUGGAAAGUGGCGCUGCCGAUGACCGCUCUGAGACUGAGCUGGCUCAAGAUGGGCCACAGCCCUGCCUUUGGAUCUAUAACAGAAACCAUCGUCACCGGAGACAGAAGCGACUACUUGCUGACGGCGCUCGAGCCCGAGUCGCCGUACCGCGUCUGCAUGGUUCCCAUGGAAACCAGCAACAUCUAUCUCUCCGACGAAACGCCCGAGUGCAUCGAGACCGAGACGGCGCCCCUCAAGAUGUACAACCCGACCACCACCCUCAACCGGGAGCAGGAGAAGGAGCCUUACAAAAACUCCAGCUUGCCCCUGGCCGCCAUCAUCGGCGGGGCGGUGGCGCUGGUGGCCAUCGCGCUGCUGGCGCUGGUGUGCUGGUACGUCCACAGGAACGGGUCCCUCUUCUCCCGGAACUGCGCCUACAGCAAGGGACGCAGGAGAAAAGAUGACUACGCCGAAGCGGGAACCAAGAAGGACAACUCCAUCCUGGAAAUCAGGGAGACUUCUUUCCAGAUGAUACCCAUCACCAACGACCAGGUGUCCAAGGAGGAGUUUGUAAUACACACCAUCUUCCCGCCCAACGGCAUGAACCUCUACAAGAACAGCCACAGUGAAAGCAGUAGUAACAGGAGCUACAGAGACAGUGGUAUUCCAGAUUCAGAUCAUUCGCACUCAUGAUACUGAAGGACGUGAAAGACUGGUUUGGUUUUGGUUUGGGUUCUUUUUGUUUUUUGUUUUAUAAACGAGAAAAGACUGACUUUAACGGUUGCUGUUCUACUGCAAAACACUGGAUUAAAGACUGACAAAGCAAUGUACUGUACAUUUGCCAUAUAAUUUAUAUUUAAGAACUUUUUAUUAAAAGUUUCAAAUUUCAGGCUACUGCUGCGAUUAAUGUAGUGGGGAUACCUGACCACAAUUCUCUAUUUUAGUAUUUUUUAGUAAUUUGUACUGUAUUUUCCUUGCUAAUAUUGAAGUUACAGACCAUUUAACUUUUGUGUUCUACUGAGUAAGAUGACUUGUUGACUGUGAAAGUGAAUUUUCUUGCCGUGUUGAGCAGUCAGAACAUUCAUCUGAGAUCCUUGUAAGUGUAAGCACAGGCCAUUUUUCACUUUGGUAUUAAUAAAAUAAUGUUAAACCUGGCAAAUCAAGAAGAUCAAGCAGUGGUUGCAAAAACUCACAGAACUUUAAAUGUUGGGUCUAUUAAAUCUGUAAACCACAACAAUAUUCAAUAAACAAAAAUGCGUGUAGUAAUGGGCAAUAUCAGCUGUCUGGAUAUAUCCAUGUCAACAAUGGUGAAAUCCAAUUGAAAAGAAAAUAAUCAAAUCAAUUACAUGCAUGAGACUGAAACUGUUGACACGCGUAAGGAAAGAAUUGACCCCUGGAAGAAAGCAUAAUGAAAUUUCUAACAAGGAAUUCAAAAAAAAAAUAAUAAAAAUGCACUAGGCUCCAGAAACCACAGGGUAGAUACGGUUUUAGGGAUAGAUUUCUGGUUAUCAGCACCAGCGGUCUGCUUGUUACAGAGAAAACAGUGAUGGAUGGUCACAGGCAUUUGGGAGGCAGGGGCAGGGCACAGGGAAAACGCUUGGCAACUGCUCCGGAACAGCAAUGGGCUGAGAGGAGAGUUUCGUAAGAAAAACAAGCAGGACAAAAAACAGGCAAUGCAAGCAAGGUAUAAAAAAUUCUAGUCACAAAGGUAAACAAAAUUGGAGCUUACAGCUAUUUUAAAAGCGUAUACUCAAACAGUACGUAGGUAUGUGUUAACUAUACUGCCGUUACAGUCAGGAAUACUGCCCAUUACUGUCACAGUUUUCCAGAAAUUCCUUGGUAAAUCUGUAAGGUAUCGUUUCUUUCUGCCUUCCUGCUGAACUAUAAGCUAUUUUCAUGUUUAAACCCCAAGCCACUCUUUGUUGCCAUAAUCAUUUGUUUCUUCAACUAAAAACCAAAGUGCAUUGUACGCCCUUUGGCUAGUCUUGUAUGUGCCUUGAUCCAACGCUACAUGUAUCAAGCUUUUAAAAACAAAACAAAAAAAAAUUAAAAAAAAUAAAAUACCCACUUUUUCAUAUGUAACUUAAAUAUGAAAAACAUUGUUCUUAUUGAUGAAUGAAUUUGAAAAAUUAGUACAGAGCAAAGUCACAUGUCUGCAGUGCACUGGUAGGAAAUUCACUCGAAAGCUACUACUUUUCAGGUCAUGAGUUUCACCUUUUUCUUUGUUCAACACAGUAUCACACUUCCUGGAUUUCUUUAAUUACUUUGAAAAAGCAAGUUUUCACAACUUCCAAGUGUGUUAGCAAUGAACAAGAGGGAAAGCACAGAGUUACAGCCCUCUGAGAUACAAUUUUUUUCAACACCAAGAAAAAGAUAGGGGGACCUACAAAAGCGUAAUAUUUUGGACAAUAUUUCUGCAAGGAAGGAAUGUAUACCAAAUGCAAUUCAAUUAUAAGAGAAUUUUAGCAGUGCUGAGCCUGUCUGUUUCUCAAUGACUGGUACAGGACAGAAGAUGACGGGACAAAGUGAGAGACACCAAGACUGAUGGUCAACCAGCAGUCAACCAGCAAAUGACCCUUCUGCCAGAGGUCCCAGUAACACACAGCUCAUUUCAACCUCAUUUUCCAGUCACGGCAACACCACCUGCAGUUUCUGUGCGGCGGAGGAGUCUCCAUAGAGGAGCAGCGUGGUGCUUCGCCACCGACCUCCCGUAGUCCCAUCAUCUCGUUAGAGGCAGCAUCGUCAGGAUCCACCACGCCAGAAGUACCAGGGGCAUGUUCCGCUCAGCGGCUCUGUGUGCAGCUCUGGGUGAUGCACGGGACUAUUUUGCCCAAGAGGCACACACAGCCUUGCUAUGUUCCUGUGCAAAAGGCUUCCUGAGCAGUAAGUGGGGAAGGAAAACCAACCCAAAUGGACAAGACAGACCUGUUUUGUUUUUUUUCCAUGUAAGCUAGCAUACAGGGACCCUUACACCUGAGAUGCAUUUAAUGUCUGGAUCACUGGCAACAGAUAAUUAGUUCUUUGCCAUCAGCUCUCCAGUAGCAAAAUUAAAUGGGUUUUGCUGAGUUUUCAAGCUCUUGCUGCAAAAACCUCUCUUGUAGUUGACUCAACAUGUAUGAUGUGUAAAGGGUAGCAGAAAACUCAAUGAGUACUCUCCUGUGCCCCUACUUAGACCAUCCAAAGGCAGCCCGGUGAUGGUACACACCAUCAACCUACACUUCGUGGAUGAUUCCACGCAAAGGUAUGGGCUACAGCAAGCUGCCAUUUGAGGAGGUAAUUGUGUACCAGUCCUACGUGCAAGGACUUCUGCAUUAUAAAAUUAAUGUACUUUGAGACAAAAACAUGCAAAUCCAAAGCACCCUCAACAAGUUGGCCCAGUCAUUCCACGUUCACCUCCACCAGAAAGCAGAUGAAAACCUGGAGAAAUGAUGCCAUCCUCUGUGGCAAAACAGACCAGGUGUGCAGGCAGAGCCGGUUGCUUCCUACAGCAGUUGCUGUCAAUGUAAAAACCACGGCACAUCUAUGGUUCUUGAGUUCUAUGGCAGCUUUCACAGAACAUGCAUAAUAUUCAGACGUGUCAACUUGGCAAGUGAAAGAUUCAUUUCAAACUAGACUUUGUAUUUUUUUUGUCUUUUGAUAUUUACAUAAAUUUCUGUUCUGCUUCAUGCCACGACUGUCUCCCAAGACUCUUCUGCUUAACAUAGCACUACAGUUAGAGCAUGCAGUGCUCUCCAGCACCAUGCAUAAAUCCCUUCUAUUAGACAGUUCUAUAUGUAGACAAAUAUGAUUACUACAUUGAGCAGUUUGCUCAUCAUAUUUAUCAAAAUUAAUCCACAUUAAAUUAUCUCAAAUAACUAUAAUUCCACAUUAUUUCAGUCUACUGUCAAAUACUUAAUUUCAGAGCAUGGAGUGAAAUUUUGUUUUCAACAUAACCAAAACGUAUGUGCCGAGUUAAUUGAAUCAGCAUCUUCAAUGUUAAAAUUCUACGCCUGGCAUCUUUUACAUUCCUUAUUCUUGUCCCUUUUUAAAUUUAUAUUGCUAUCCCGAAUUGCUCACAGUUCUGUUGUAAACUAAAAGCUGACUCCAAAAAAACAGCUGGUAUUUUGGAAGCCAUAUUAAUUUUGUCUCAUCUCAGUAAACUUCCACAACUACAUUUGCUUCAUUUAUAAGCUAUUAUUUCCUAACUGUACAACAGCCUGAAAUGCAACAACUGUUGGGGUUUGGGGUUGGUUUUUUUUGUUUUGUUUUGUUUUUCUCCCUGGCUUUAACAGGACCAAUAUCAAAGCAUUAUGGCUUUGGAACAGUUACCAAUUCUGCUAAUGCACUAGCUAGCAUGCAAGCUAUAUUGUGCCAAUGCUGUACAUAUUGAAUGUAGAGCAGCAAAUGCAAUAAAGCAAGAACGAAAGUAA